AUGCCGGCAUCGUCAGCCACAGAGCCAAUGGCACUCUCUAUGACUGCUCGCAUGGCAGAUCUUUCUACGGGCCCCACAAGACAGAUUCCAAGUGCUGCACAGAGAUAUUAUGCACAACCACGGAUAGGUAAUCUUGGUGGCUCGGUAACCCCCUCCCCCACGCAUAAGACAAAGGCCGAGCUUGAAUUGGGAGAUGCAUUGGCCAAAGGAAGACCACUGCUCGAAGCCGAGGACGAGAAGGUGAAUGAAGGCAACGGAGAAAGCGUGCCCAAGAAAGCGUCAAGAAAGAGGAAGAGACGCAGACCCAUGUCGCUGUCACCGAGCCGACAUUCACCUCGCCUGAUCAAGCAAAGAACCGCCGCAUUGCAGAGAAUGCUUCGAGAACAUCUUGCUGGCAGUGUUCCACCGACAACCCUGAAACGUGCUAAGAUGCCGAGACGACGGAGUGUCGACUCGAUAUCAGACACUCUUCCCGCCUUGUCAGAGGAUCCAGCCAGCUACAACAGCAACACCGAGGAUUGUCGAUUUCACCUUCCAAGCACUGCUGAGGAACGACUCGCCAUCCGUGCCGCACUUACGCCAACCUUGUUCCGCUUGAAAAAGAAGGGCUGGGACGCGGAUGUGGUGUGGAGCCCAGACGCGUCAUACAUGGAGGCACACCAACGAUGCCUGCAAGAAUACUACAAAUUCGAGUUGGCCAGGAAACCAGACCUAUCACCCUUUGACCUGCCUGCAGUACUUACGUUGUUGCCUUGGACCGGCAAAAUCAGUGGUUUCAGGAGCAGCCCAAAUUGGCCACAGGGGUGGUGA
Molecule: messenger RNA, 810 nt
Organism: Endocarpon pusillum Z07020
Lineage: Eukaryota; Fungi; Ascomycota; Eurotiomycetes; Verrucariales; Verrucariaceae
Exons: 1
Coding region: 1-810 (269 amino acids)
Source: RefSeq, a predicted model, not a curated record